AUGCAUUCUGUCUGGAGGCUCCUGGUCCUCCUCGGCUUGCUGGCCUUGCCCUCAGCCCUACAAAGGCCACAGCAGCCUGGCCUGGCCAAGACCCACACAGACAGCAAGUCAGCUCUGGCAAGAAUUAUUGCCCAGGGCCUCAUGAAGCACGAUACAGAGGGCCGAAUCCAGAACAUUCACCUCCUGGACAGUCUGAAUGCCUCUGGGCAGAUGGCCCCGGGGAUGGUGGGCUGGCUAAUCGGCAGCAUGAGCCUUCAUCGCGAUCAAGAAAGCAGUGCCAACAUUACCAACGCUCAGCUGGACUAUGGUGGGAUCCGGAUGUCUUUCCAUAAGGAGUGGCUCACAGCAAACAUCUCACUUGGAUUUGACAUUGACUUGAGACUGCCCUUCAAUAACCACAUCAUAAAGACACACGAACGCAUGAACCUCUCUGUGGAGUUCUGGCUGGAGAAAGAUGAGUUUGGCCGGAGGGAUCUGGUGAUAGGCAAAUGCCACGUGGAGCCCAGGAGUGUCCACACGACCUUCCUCACUGAAGCUAUCCCACCAAAGGUGAAUCCUUUUCUCCGCAACUUCAGAGACAACCUAGAAAAAGUUAUCCCACAUCUGAUAGAAAGUCAGGUGUGUCCUCUGAUUGACGAGAUACUCAGGCAGCUGGAUGUGAAACUGUUGAAAAGCCUCAUGGAACAGGAUAUUGCUUAUGAACUCAACCAACUUUGA
Molecule: messenger RNA, 717 nt
Organism: Dama dama (fallow deer)
Lineage: Eukaryota; Metazoa; Chordata; Mammalia; Artiodactyla; Cervidae
Gene: BPIFA3
Product: BPI fold containing family A member 3
Exons: 7
Coding region: 1-717 (238 amino acids)
Molecular function (GO): lipid binding
Source: RefSeq, a predicted model, not a curated record